Molecule: messenger RNA, 1746 nt
Organism: Colletotrichum phormii
Lineage: Eukaryota; Fungi; Ascomycota; Sordariomycetes; Glomerellales; Glomerellaceae
Product: major facilitator superfamily transporter
Exons: 6
Coding region: 1-1746 (581 amino acids)
Biological process (GO): transmembrane transport
Cellular component (GO): membrane
Molecular function (GO): transmembrane transporter activity
Source: RefSeq, a predicted model, not a curated record
AUGAAGCAAAUCAUCGACCAAUCCUCGGCCUCGGCCUCGGAGCCAGAGAGCAAGAAAGAUUCUGACACUAUCAAACUUGAGGCGACAGACGAGGAAAUCGAGCAAACAAAGAAUCGCAUCCUUCGUGAGCAAGCCGAUCUUCGCCAGCAAGAUACACCCAUCAUCCCGAUUCUGUCCCUUUUCAAAAAGAAGAAUGGGUACGGUCCCAGUGCCAUAGCGACACAGCCAUCUGUCUAUGACCACCCAUCCACAGCGAAGUUCUUCCAGCCACAUCCAAAGUACGAGAACCUGCAUCGGUUCGACCCGACCUUCCGAUGGAGUUGGGGCGAGGAGCUGCCUCUGAUCACCAAGAUGGAUUGGCGCGUGACAUUAUGGGCGUGUCUUGCGUUCUUCGCUCUCGAUCUGCCUCGAGGCAACCUGAGUCAAGCCAACUCUGCCUCCUUCCUCGAGAACCUCGGCAUGGACACCAACGACUACAACCUGGGCAACACGGUCUUCCAGAUAUCUUUCCUCUGCGCAGAAUUGCCGUCGCAGAUGGUCAGCAAGAAGCUCGGCCCGGACCGCUGGAUUCCUUUCAUCAUGUGUUCCUGGAGUUUGGUGUCGGGAUGUCAAUUCUGGCUUAGCGGUCGAACCUCGUUCCUCGUUUGUCGCGCACUAUUGGGUGUCCUUCAGGGGGGCUUCAUCCCCGACGUCGUCUUGUACCUCACGUACUUCUUCAAGUCAACCGAGCUACCCUUCAGGCUUGCCAUGUUCUGGACAGUUCGUCGAAUUACGGAUAUCGUGGCACCCUUGUUGGCGCUUGGUGUUCUUCGUAUGGAUGGAAUCAAUGGCUACGAGGUUUGGAGAUGGCUUUUCCUGAUCGAAGGGAUCAUUACUCUGUCAAUCAGUGUCUGGUCCUGGUUUGCAAUGGCGGCUUCGCCAACGCAGACAAAGGCUUGGUGGCGGCCCAAGGGCUGGUUCAACGAACAGGAAGAGAAGAUCCUGGUCAAUCGAAUCCUUCGAGACGACCCUUCAAAGUGCGACAUGCAUAAUCGACAGGCAAUCACACCCAAGCUGCUUCUCAAGUCUCUCGCUGACUGGGAGCUUUGGCCCAUUUACAUCUUUGGUCUCCUCUGGGAAAUCCCGUCUGGCCCUCUCGACCAAUAUCUCACGUUGACCCUUCGCAAUCUCGGGUUCAACACGAACGAUACUAAUCUGCUGAGUAUUCCGCCUCAAUUCUUGGGAGCCAUUUUUAUGUUGAUCAUGACAUACCUAUCCGAGAUAUGGGACACGAGAGCGCUUUUCGGUGCGUUCACGCAGUUGUGGUACCUCCCUAAUCUUAUUGGCAUGGCCGUUCUGCCGGCGGAUACCAGUCCCUGGGCCCCGUACGCGGUUGUCACUGUUCUCUUAUCCUAUCCAUCUCCGCAUGCCAUGCACGUCUCUUGGGCGUCUCGGAACUCUCACUCUGUUCGCACCAGGGCAGUCUCCGCGGCUUUGUACAACAUGAUGGUUCAACUUGCUCGCGUCAUCUACUCCAACAUUUACCGAGGGGACGACAGGCCUCAAUACCGACGUGGCAACCGAGUUCUCAUUGGAAUUUGCUGCGUGAACAUUUGUAUCUAUCUCAUCGCUAAAGUAUUCUACAUGUGGUGCAACAAGAAGAGAGAAAAAGAAUGGAACGCAAUGUCAGAAGAAGAGAAAAUUCACUACCUCGAGACGACAAAGGAUGAGGGUAGUAGCCGCAAGGACAUUCGAUUCAAACACUAG